AUGCCUUCUUCACCUUCAUACCGUCAUACCGAGCCGCCCGACUCUCCCGCGCACGACUCCGACUCCGACCUCGACCUCGACAUCCAGGAGCUUGAUCCCAUCUCUACCGCGCCAACCCGAGGCUCCAAGCCCGAGCCGGCCGACACCUCGCAAAAAACCUCGAGGAUUGCCCUCCGCAACCUGCGUAUGGGUGGGCUGCGAAGAGCGGGCAAGCGACACCGCACCUACGGGGAGCUUGGUCACGAUCGCGAUGCCGCCGACGAGGACGACGACUCGCAACGCCUCCUGGGCGAUCGUGACGACGCGCAAGAGGGCGAGGAUGGCGCACCUCUGCUCGGUGGCCGCCCCAAGGACAACCAAGGGCGGAGAAUGUCGCUAAGCUCUGUCCUGAGAGUGCCUAGCUUCAUGUCAGGGACCAGAAGGGGACCUGAUGACGAGGAGCGUCCCGGGGAAGAUGACCCCUCGUCGUCACGGAUCGUCCCGGUCGGGUCCGUGCAACCGGUGCGAUAUCCCACCAACAUGGUCUCCAAUGCCAAGUAUACCCCAUGGUCCUUUCUUCCCGUCACACUAUACAACGAAUUUUCUUUCUUCUUCAACAUGUAUUUCCUUCUUGUUGCCCUGUCACAAAUAAUACCUGCCCUGCGAAUCGGUUAUCUUACAACUUAUAUCGCGCCGCUGGCGUUUGUGCUGUGCAUCACCAUGGGCAAGGAAGCUUGGGACGAUAUCGAUCGACGCCGGCGAGACAACGAAGCCAACUCGGAGGAAUACACCAUCCUCAAAUUCUCGCAGCCUUCGCCGGAGCCCAGCACGCGGCCCAAGAGACUUCUCAAGUCCGAAACAAUGAAGCGCGGAUCUAAAAAGGGCCGUGCCGACACAACGGACAGAGCUGGACUGUCAGACAUACAGGAAGACCCCGGUUCCGAACCCAGGAAACCUUCAUCGACAGUAUUAGAAAUCAGCCGGAAGUCCAAGGAUCUCGCCGUCGGCGACGUUCUCCGGCUGACCAAGGGACAACGUGUGCCGGCAGACGUUGUCAUUUUGCAGUGCUCCAACGGCGAGACUAUGGACGCGAGUGAUUCGGAUGAGCAUCCCGAGCUAGGCGACUUGGUAUCAAUAGACGAGGAAGCUGAAUCGAGUUCGAAAGGCAAGCAGCCUGCGGCCGAGAGGCAGACUUCGGUAGCAGCUGCUAUCACUACCGGCGAAACCUUCAUUAGAACAGAUCAGUUGGACGGUGAGACGGAUUGGAAGCUGCGGCUUGCGUCACCGCUUACCCAAAACAUUCCUCCCGAGGAGCUUGUCCGCUUGCGAGUCAACGGUGGGAAGCCGGAUAAAAAGGUCAACGAAUUCAUCGGAACUGUCGAGCUUCUACAGUCUCGCGAAGAGGCCGCUCAGCAGCAGGCUUCUCUCGGCCAGGAAGAUGGAUCCGUUACGACUGCUGCGCUAUCUAUCGACAACACAGCAUGGGCGAACACAGUUAUUGCCUCCCAAGGAAGUACUCUGGCCGUGAUCAUGUACACUGGGCCCCAUACUCGAUCCGCUCUAUCUACCUCACCAUCCCGCUCCAAGACUGGCCUUCUCGAAUACGAAAUCAACUCUCUUACCAAAAUUCUUUGUGCGUUGACUCUCGCUCUCUCUAUCGUGCUUGUCGCACUUGAAGGAUUUGAGAAUAGACCUGGAAAGCCGUGGUAUAUCCAAAUUAUGCGGUUCUUGGUCCUCUUUUCCACCAUUGUGCCCAUCAGCUUGCGCGUCAACCUCGACAUGGGAAAGACAGCCUACGGCCGUUUCAUCCAGAGAGAUCCUGGUAUUCCGGGAGCCGUGGUGCGCACAAGCACUAUACCAGAGGACCUUGGCCGUAUUGAAUAUCUUCUGAGUGACAAAACUGGCACAUUGACGCAAAACGACAUGGAGAUGAAGAAGAUUCAUAUCGGAACAGUCUCUUACGCCAAUGAAGCGAUGGAUGAGGUCAACUCGUACGUUCGUCAGGGCUUUUAUAUACAACCGACCACAGAUCCUGCGACGCAGAGCAUGCUGAUUACGCCAUCAUCCACAUACGUAAACACGGUCGCUGUUGGUGCCACUCGAACAAGAAGAGAGAUUGGCACUAGAGUCCGUGACGUUGUCCUAGCUCUGGCGCUUUGCCACAACGUAACGCCCACGACUGACGAGGAAGAUGGCAAAGAAGUUACCUCGUAUCAAGCGUCUUCUCCCGACGAAAUUGCAAUCGUCAAAUGGGCUGAAAGCGUUGGACUGAAGCUUGCUUCUCGAGACCGAAAGAGCAUGACCCUCGCCGCUACCACUACUGGUCGUCCAGUUGUGCGUGUCAACAUUCUUGACGUGUUCCCUUUCACUUCAGAAGGAAAACGCAUGGGCAUUAUUGUUCACUUCCAGGACGACCUCAACAAACCUAACCGGGAUCUUAGCUCUGGCGACAUUUGGUUCUACCAAAAGGGUGCAGACACUGUCAUGAGCUCCAUCGUGGUGGCGAAUGAUUGGCUCGAUGAAGAGACGUCCAACAUGGCUAGAGAAGGUCUGCGAACUCUGGUUGUUGGCCGGAAGAGGCUGUCAUACCAGCAAUAUCGAGAGUUUUCUUCGCGGUACCAUGAGGCGUCACUGGCGAUUAACAAUCGCGAUGUGGGUAUGCAAAAGGUUGUUGCGCAAUACUUGGAAAACGAUCUCGAACUGCUUGGUGUUACUGGUGUGGAAGACAAGCUGCAACGCGACAUCAAGCCGUCUCUCGAACUACUUCGGAACGCCGGCAUCAAGAUUUGGAUGCUUACUGGUGACAAGGUUGAAACGGCACGAUGCGUUGCGGUCAGCUCGAAGCUUGUGGCACGCGGCCAGUACAUCUACACGGUUGACAAAUUGAAGCGCAAGGAUAAUGCGCAAGAACACCUCGACUUCUUGCGCAACAAGACUGACGCUUGCCUUUUGAUUGACGGCGAAAGUCUGGCGCUCUUCCUCACGCACUUCCGCAUUGAGUUCAUAUCGGUGGCUGUCCGUCUGCCCACCGUCGUCGCAUGCCGAUGCAGCCCAACCCAAAAGGCCGAGGUUGCCACCCUCAUCAAGGAAUACACAAAGAAGCGAGUCUGCUGCAUCGGUGAUGGCGGCAACGACGUCUCCAUGAUUCAAGCUGCCGACGUCGGUGUCGGCAUCGUCGGCAAAGAAGGUCGCCAGGCGAGUCUGGCGGCCGACUUUUCCAUUGAGCAGUUUUGCCACUUGGUGAAGCUUCUUGUAUGGCACGGACGCAACAGCUACAAGCGCAGUGCCAAGCUUGCCCAGUUUGUCAUCCAUCGCGGUCUCAUCAUUGCCGUCUGCCAGACCAUGUACAGCAUUGCCCUGAAAUUUGAGCCCGAAGGCCUGUACAUUGACUGGCUCAUGGUUGGCUAUGCAACAGUCUACACGGCUGCUCCCGUACUGUCUCUUGUCCUGGACAAGGAUGUGGACGAGGAUCUGGCCAAUCUGUAUCCUGAACUGUACAAGGAACUCACCACGGGCCGAUCGCUCUCGUACCGCACGUUUUUCGUCUGGGUCUUUGUCUCCAUCUACCAGGGCGGCAUGAUCCAGGGCCUGUCGCAGAUUCUCACGGGCGUCGAGAACAAGAAGAUGACGGCUGUUAGCUACACGGUGCUCAUUCUCAAUGAGCUUCUCAUGGUGGCGAUUGAAAUCACCACCUGGCAUCCCAUCAUGAUUGUUAGUAUCUUAGGCACCUUUGUCAUGUACAUUGGCUCCAUGCCCUUUCUUGGCGGAUACUUUAACUUGGAGUUUAUCAUUACUUGGGGAUUUGUCUGGCGUGUUCUUGCCAUUUUGUCCAUCUCACUUGUGCCACCGUAUGCGGCGAAGCUUAUUAGAAGAACGAUGAAACCGCCGUCGUACAGAAAGGUGCAAAACCGAUAG
Messenger RNA from Akanthomyces muscarius, 3894 nucleotides. RefSeq lists its product as uncharacterized. The transcript has 2 exons. Gene Ontology annotation, biological process: endocytosis; retrograde vesicle-mediated transport, Golgi to endoplasmic reticulum; phospholipid translocation. Gene Ontology annotation, molecular function: ATP hydrolysis activity; magnesium ion binding; ATP binding. Bases 1 to 3894 code for a protein of 1297 amino acids. The record is from RefSeq and is a predicted model, not a curated record. Gene Ontology annotation, cellular component: trans-Golgi network; endosome; plasma membrane. Lineage: Eukaryota; Fungi; Ascomycota; Sordariomycetes; Hypocreales; Cordycipitaceae.